Molecule: messenger RNA, 5930 nt
Organism: Scleropages formosus (Asian bonytongue)
Lineage: Eukaryota; Metazoa; Chordata; Actinopteri; Osteoglossiformes; Osteoglossidae
Gene: plekhg4b
Product: pleckstrin homology domain containing, family G (with RhoGef domain) member 4B
Exons: 24
Coding region: 192-5375 (1727 amino acids)
Molecular function (GO): guanyl-nucleotide exchange factor activity
Source: RefSeq, a predicted model, not a curated record
GGCACAUCCACGCGGAAGGGACAGGAAGGGAGCCAUGGGCACGGCCAGCGAGAGGGGAACCGCCACGCCGGAUCCACGCAGAUGAUGCAGCGCUCGUGACGAGAGCGGCCCGGCCGCCCCGCUGGUGCUCGAAGGUUUUUCCUUCCACCGGUUCAGUUGCUCGGGACGCUCCAGUGCUGUGAGUUGGCAACAUGCACCCGAGAGCAAAGUCACAGAGCUGCGAGAACUACCUGAGUAUUAAGGACUCCAAAUCCCUAGACAGCUGCAUCCAAAGCACCCUCUCGUCCCUGUACCCACCGUUCAGUGCCACUGCCGCCACUGUCCUGUGGCAGCUCUUCAGUGUGGUCGAGCGACAGUACCGUGGAGACGGCCUGCGCUGCCUGGUGGACUUCCUGUUGCCUGCCAAAAGGGUCCUGCAGACCAUCCAGCAGGAGACAUCUCUACGAUUCAAAGGUCUGCUGUUCUACCACGAGGGCUGGCCACUCUGCAUCCACGAGAAGGUGGUCCUGCAACUUGCCCCACUGCACAAGGUCCGACUGAGGCAGGGUGACUUCUACCUCCAGGUGGUUCCCCUGGGCCGCAAGGCGGUCAAGCUGGUGAUAAAAUGCCUGUCGCCAAGCGGGCAGGCCAUUGUCGAGAUCCCUGUGGCGGAGAGCAUGUAUGGUAGUAUCUUCGCUGCCGACUUCCUGCAGAAUGUGACGCGCGACCGCAAUCUGCACCCACUGCAAAACUGCCUGCUGAGCACUGGAGCAGUUGUUUACCGCACGCCGUGGAAGAACGUGGUCAACCCGCUGUUGGUCAGCAGCACCACCGACGCUGUCAUGCAGGCGCGUCGCGGCGGCUCCUUCCGGGCCCAUCUCAGCACCUGCAGCACUAGUGGCUCCACAGGGACCCUGGAUAGCCACCGCAGCUCCCGAGAGUCCCUUCACUCGCAGGGCGCCGAGUCGACAGUCUCCGAGCCUGGGCCGCCCAGGGGCCUCAUGGGGACAGCUCUGCCACCGAGGCCCAGGGAGCAUCAGCCCCACAACCCAGAGCGCAAGGCUGUUACCACUAAACCUGGUUUGUCGCCUUUGGCCACCGUGGGGAAAGCACAAGAUGGGGAAUCUGGGGGCCCCAGGUCACUCUCCAUUGGCACGGACCUCAGUAACCCGGGCCCCCGCCGUCGCCAUCCCCGGGACUCCGCAGCCUUCGAGACACGGCGGCUGUUCCGCAAGUCCUACAUGGAGGCCCUGCAGAACCCCAUGAACCUGGGCUCCAGCUCCGAGUCGAUCCUGGAGGAAGGCUCGGAGCAGAGCUCACCCCCCACUCCCAAAGAGGACAGCGUGUCGCUGACCAGCGGCGCCUCAGACACCCGCAGCCCCAGAAGGACGACCCCCAAGGGGUGGCUGGGAGGGGAGGAGCCCCAAUCUCACUCGUCCAUCCUCUCCAUUCAGCGAGGGCUCAAAACCCCAGAACUAAGUAGGUCAGAGAGGCGGGCCAAAUCUCUGGAGCGGACAAACAAGGCCUCGCAGGUCAAAGGUCACAGGGCACGCUCAUCUUCUGGGGGCUCUGAUAGCAGCCCUCUGAAGAAGAGCAUGAAUGGCUAUGCCCUCAAAUUCAGGAAGCUGGAUUUGGAAACAGCAUUUCAAGCUGCGGAGAGGAGGAGUUUCAUCAAGGAUGAUUCAGGGCUUCAUGGGUCCGGCUCCGACACGGAGCGCAGACGCAACAGCCACAGCGGAGAAGUGCCCCAAUCUCCUAAACCCACCAGUGCGACCCCCAAACAGCAGUUUGGGAUUCCGCCAGCGCCCCCUACUGACUGCGUCCUUCCUCGACUCGUGUCGGAGGUCAACCAGGAGUUACUGCUUUCAGGGGCCGUCAUCCUGCCAGGAAACAGGGACCGCAGUGGGCGGGCGGUGCUACAGGUGUGCACUCGGAACUCGGUGUGGAGUAGCGAGAGCUUUACGGCCAAAGACCUCACCUGCCUCUUUGGCUACUACUACACCACCCUUCGGAAGGAGAAGAGGGAUCAGGGCAUCAUCAUGCUGAUGGACACGCGCCGACAGCAACCGAGCCAACUUCUGCUCGCAUCCUUAUCCGAACUCCAGGCUUUCCUGCCUAAUGCACUUUAUUCAGUACUGUGGCUUGUGGACAAGGACAACGCAUCAAGGCCUGACUUGAGAGACUUUACAGUCCAGUGUGAGCUCCUCACCUCCCUGAAGGCUCUGCAGAAGCAUGUGGAUGCAAGCCAUCUCACUCGGGACCUGGAGGGCAGCUUCGCCUAUGACCACAACCACUGGGUACAGUUCAGAAGGAAAAUCGAACCCUUCGCCAGCAGCUGCAGGUCAGCUGUUUCCUCUCUUCAGAGCUCCAUUGCCACUCUCAGCUCUGGUGGCAAACUACACACUGCCAAGGAUGUGGAGGAGGUCAUUGACCAACAGAAGCGGCUGAUGAAGAGUGUGUUGGAUGACACGCAUCUGAUCCAACUCAGGCUGGAGGGCGGGACUGUUUUAGCUCGGAUCCGGAAAGAGGAGGCUUGUGAAAAUGACGGUUAUAGGGAUGCGGUUGACUUGGUGAGUGUGCUGUACAACCAGGUCGAUGAGGAAGUCCACAAACUUGUGAUACUCUCAAACAAGUCAUUGAAAAGGCUGGAGAACCUCCUGGAAACACGUAGAUUUGAAGAGGGGAGUGCUCAAAUCAAGCUGUGGUUCAGCGUUGAGGGGGAGAAAUACCUCAUUUCUCUGGACUCCAUGAACAUGUCUUUGAGGAAUCUCAAACAGCUGAAGCUAAAAAUGGGCUCCUUCUUCAAUGAGGCAGCACAACAUCAGAAGCGGGGUUUACAGCUCAUCCGGGAAUCAAAGAUGAUCCCCAGCGCCACUUUGUCUGACUUCAAGCAGUACCUCAGCUCUGUCCUUGCUCGCACUGAGCGGCGAAAAGCAGAGCUUGACCUUCUGCUCAACCUGUAUGAGUUCUACGACUCAGCUGAUCAGUGGAUGGAGCACUGCCAGGAUUACUUACAGAGUUUGAGCACGGACAACAGCAACUCCCCUUUCACCCCAGCAGUGGUACAGGUUCUCCAGGACUAUCAUCAUGAAGCCACCAAGUUCUCACCAGAGAACUUCAGUUCCCUAAACGAGAUGGUGCUGAACCUGAGCAGUGCACGGGAGCUCAAGCAGUGGAAUGACCUCUGGCACAAAUGCCAGGAGACCCGGGAAGAGCUGGAGGAAGCACUGGCCAGGGCUCAGGUGGCCUUGGAAGCUCCUGAGCCAGUGGAAGCAAGAGUCCCAUCUAAAGGGUCCUCCUGCCUGCUCUCUGACAUUACACCUCCUGAUCCCCGGGCAGGACUUUCCCUCGACAGUGAGGAUGCAAGGACCCGCACUCCCAGCCCCUUUUGCAGGGGCCCACCUGCAUUCCCGAUUGCACCCCCUCCUGGCUCACCCAAGAGUGAGGGGCCGAGUCGCCGCCCAUCACUGUUCGAUGACACGGACAGCGACUGCACUAUCGACUCCUUUGCCUCCUGCCAGUCAGAGCCGGCCUUCUCCCCAGCCACGAGACACCGCAAGCAGCCACUGAAGAAGAUCAUGAAGAAGACAAUGAGCUAUGAACUGUCCACCCGGGAAGCUGGCCACACUGAAGUUAGCCUGCAUGGAUAUACAGGUGUCUAUAUCAAAGGGUUGGAAGUGGCCAACAACGUGUGUGUGGAGAAGAAGUACCAGCGGCCUGACAUCAAGAGCCCAGGGUUGGGUCGCAGCCGUAGUAUGUCCUCCCCUGCUGGGGUGAACUGCAGACACAUGGAGGAGGACAAGAAGCAGAGCAAUAAAGUCCAGCAUAUCAUGGAUGAGAUGAUUGCCACCGAGAGGGAAUACGUACGAUCCCUCACCUAUAUCAUCGAGAACUAUUUCCCGGAGAUGGAGCGGGCCGACCUGCCGCAGGACCUGCGUGGGAAGCGUAGCAUCAUCUUUGGAAAUUUGGAGAAGCUGUGUGACUUCCAUGGCCAGUACUUCCUGAAGGAGCUGGAGCGCUGUGCUCAUGCCCCUCUUUCAGUCAGCAGCUGCUUCCUGCAUUAUGAGGAUCAGUUUGGGAUGUACGCUCUCUACAGCAAAAACAAGCCCCAGUCUGAUGCACUCCUAACUAGCCAUGGCAAUGGGUUUUUCAAGAAUAAGCAGGUGGAGCUGGGGGAUAAGAUGGACCUGGCCUCUUACCUGCUGAAGCCCAUCCAGCGCAUGAGCAAGUAUGCUCUGCUCCUGAAGGACCUCAUCAAGGAGUGUAGCCACUCGCAGGAACAGGAGCUGAGUGAUCUCCGCACGGCUGAGGAGAUGGUCAAAUUCCAGCUCCGCCAUGGCAAUGACUUGCUGGCUAUGGAUGCUAUUCGUGGAUGUGAUGUAAACCUGAAAGAGCAGGGUCAGCUCCGGUGUCAGGAUGAGUUCGUCGUCUGGUGUGGACGCAGGAAGUACCUCCGUCAUGUCUUUUUAUUUGAGGACCUCAUCCUCUUCAGCAAAACUAAGAAGAUUGAUGGGGGUUAUGACAUUUACAUCUACAAGCAGUCCUACAAGACAGCAGAGAUCGGCAUGACAGAGAAUGUUGGAGACAGUGGGCUGCGGUUCGAGAUCUGGUUCCGGCGCAGGAAGUCCCAGGACACUUUCAUCCUCCAGGCCAGCUCGGUCGAGGUGAAGGCUGCUUGGACCUCCAUCAUUGGCAAGAUCCUGUGGAGACAAGCUCUGCGCAACCGAGAGCUACGGAUGCAGGAAAUGGUGUCCAUGGGGAUUGGCAACAAACCCUUCAUGGAUAUCAAACCCAGUGAAGCAGCCAUCAGUGACCGGGCCAUUGACUACACCAUGAAGGGAUCAGCAGAGUCCAAAAGCAUGGCCUCCAUCACAGCAUCAUCCUUUGACCACUCUGCACCCUUCAAGAGGCCUCAUUCCACCAUCUCCAAUAGCAGCACCUCUUCCUCCAGCAGUCACUCCUCAUCCUCGCUGCUGGGCUCCCUCAACCUGCACCUGUACCCCUCACCUGCCCACUCACUCCCGGGGGGUGCCUCCUUUGGACACUGGCCUUACGACUGCAUUGAGGAGGAUGAGCUGGAGCAGGACAGUGGCAGGCAACCAUCCAUGAUCACAGAAAGCUCAGAGACGUCCUCCCAGUGCACGUCCAGCGACAGCGUGGGCGGACUCAAUGGCCUUACACUCCCUCCUAGCGCUGCCAUCGCCAUGGACACAUUCUCCAGCGAUGUGGCUUCCCCCCUGCACUCGUCCCCUUUCUCCUCCUCAUCAUCCCCGCCAUCGCCGGCACCCCCGCCAGUUCUCUUCCAGAAGGACCAGGACCUCCAGUCGCAGGGCAGCAGCUUCAUCACAGCAAGCAAGACAUCUCAUAUAACAAUAGGCCUCUCAACAGUGGUCUGACUCAAAGAGUUUAGCUCACUAUGAACCUUGUGGAAGGAAUCCUCGGACACAGCAUGACCAGAUACCGAAUCGAAGACACAAAAAUCAUAAAGACACAGAAUGGGAAUAAUCUGUGGAUGCUGCUCUGGGCAGAUCUUACUGGUUUGGACUGAGCUACUGAAAAGCACUAAAACCCCACACCAUCAGGCGUGGGAUUUGAUGCCAUUUGAUCAGGAACUCUUUUGGGCAUAUAUUAUAAUUAUGUAUUGUGUAUGUAAAUGUUAAAAAUCUAAUGUCUAUGCAGUACUAAAAAAAGAAAGAAGUGCUGGUACGUUUAUGCGAUGUACAUUUGAUUUAGUCAACUAGAGCUGUACUACUGUUCAUAUGUAGAUGAGCUUGCUUUAUUUUGUUUACAAAGAAUAGACAAACUCCUGCAUGAACUGCAUUCUCUAUUUAGUCACAGCUCUGCAGUUCACUCAAUGAAAUGAAAAUAUCUUGUCUGUCUUGUAUAAUAUUUUUUAACAGUAGUAAAUGCAUUGCUUGUCUGUACAUAGUAUUAAACAUUAUUAAAUGGAA